AAUAAUAUAUUUUGUGUGAAACGAUUGACAGGACGUGAAGGCUGGGUCGACUGUUUCCUCAAUAAUUUUUCUCAAAGCAACCAGCUUGUAUUUUAAUCGAAAACGGUGUCUUUGUUGAUCUGGUGACACUGUAAUCGUCGUAACGUACUUUUUUUAAGUUUCCGAAAAACUCGCAAACUCUUAACUUAUUCGAAUGCUGAAUGCCGAUUUGGGGAAUUGGGGAUGACGAUUUGUUCAGUUUAACCAUUAUACCAUUAUCGGAUUAAACUAUAAUAUUGUUACAUUAUAGCCAGUUCAACCUUAGAUCUAACUCUAUUCAGAUUUUAGUUACGGUGAUCUGUCUUCCGUCGUUUUGAUCCACUCCUGUGCGUUGCGUUCAAUAUAUUUAAAUAAUCGAAAAAUGGACGAAAUUAGUUCGUUUGUGCCCAUGACGCCGCCCAAUAAUUUUGUCAAAGAACUGCGGGGAGUAUUGGAUCAACAGAACAUAUUUUCGGCCAAGACGAAACAAAAGGUACUACGGGACUUGGACCAACAUAUUUGUGAUGAUACUGAGAAACGCAUAGCAAAAUUGAGGAUUCGAUCCAUUCAAGAGAUAUGUGUCUCUGAAACAAAUUAUAUUCACCAGUUAGACAAAUUGAUCACAUAUUUCAAACGCCCAAUUGAAGAACAGAAACUUGCUUCAAGUCAAGUCAUUGGUAAAUUGUUUGGCAAUGUUGAGACAAUACUGAACGUGAAUAAAGAACUGUUGGUUCAAUUACACCCGGCCAAAGAGAAUAUUGGUAAAGUUUUCUUAAACACUGCUCCAUUUCUUAAACUUUAUUCAGUUUAUGCAUUCAAUUACAAGAAUGUAUUGGAUACACUUCAAGAUUUACCAAAAUCUCAUCCAAAACUUUAUCGAUUUGUAUGCACACAAGAAUCAAGGCCAGAUGUAUCUGCUAAAUUGAAUUCACUCUUGAUAACCCCCAUUCAAAGAAUACCUCGUUAUCUGUUGCUUUUACGUGAACUCCAGAAUUAUACUCCUACUGAACAUCAAGGUUAUAAUGAUAUUAAAGCUGCCGUGGAACAAAUAAGUAAAGUUGCAGACCAUAUCAAUAAUUUAGUUCAAGAACAAGAAAACAUGUCCAGAUUAGUUAGUAUUCAACGUAGUCUUUCUGGUUGUGGCAAAGUGAACAUUGUACUACCAGGACGUAAAUUAAUUAAAGAAGGGCCACUUAUGAAAGUGUCACCCGAGGGUAGUACGUCUAUUCCCCGUUACUUGAUAUUGCUUAGUGACAUGAUACUAUAUUGUAAAGAGUGGGUUGAUCCGGAAAAGUUGGUUUGUCUCAGAGUAUUGCCACUCAAUAAGUGUGAAGCUAAAUCUGUCAUGUACAAAAGAGGACUGUUUUCAAUAAAUUGUCAGUCUGUGGAAUUUGUAUUUUACACAAUGGAUGCACCUCAUGCCACAUGUUCUUGGGUAGAAAUGCUCCAGCAAUCUAUUGACAAGUGCAAAGCCAACUCUUUGAUGCCAGUAAAGAGAUGUGGUCCUUUGAAAUUAGUCAAAAGAAAAAAAGAAAAUAAUUCAAAUAGAAACGAUGAAAAUUGUUAUUCAAGUCCGACUAAAAAAAUGAAAUCGGAUUCAACAAUUGUUAGGUCCAAUCAAAAUAUGUCAUAUAUGGCUUCAGCAAGAAAUCUUGUAUUCAGUUUUGGAUCAACAUUAAAAAAAUUAGUGGGAAGAAAUUCAGUAUAAAAAAUCAAAAUCCACUCCAUCAAUUUCAGAUCUCAGUUAUGUUGUCCAUUUUUGUUUAGAUUGAGUUUGUAACCAUUAACGAAUUAUGUUUGAACAAUAUCUUUUGUGGUAGUGCUACCUAAUGCAGUAACAUAUAUUACUUAAUAGUUAAAUUUGUAAUACCAUGAUUAUUUUUUAAUUUGAAUAUUUUUCACAUUUAUAUAAGUUUGUAUUGUAAGUAGGU
Messenger RNA from Myzus persicae (green peach aphid), 1949 nucleotides. It is a transcript of the gene RhoGEF4, whose product is annotated as rac guanine nucleotide exchange factor JJ. The transcript is spliced from 7 exons. Bases 401 to 1726 code for a protein of 441 amino acids. Gene Ontology annotation, cellular component: cytoplasm. Lineage: Eukaryota; Metazoa; Arthropoda; Insecta; Hemiptera; Aphididae. The record is from RefSeq and is a predicted model, not a curated record. Gene Ontology annotation, biological process: intracellular signal transduction. Gene Ontology annotation, molecular function: guanyl-nucleotide exchange factor activity.